Molecule: messenger RNA, 1530 nt
Organism: Lineus longissimus
Lineage: Eukaryota; Metazoa; Nemertea; Pilidiophora; Heteronemertea; Lineidae
Product: eukaryotic translation initiation factor 6-like
Exons: 7
Coding region: 125-862 (245 amino acids)
Biological process (GO): maturation of LSU-rRNA; assembly of large subunit precursor of preribosome; cytosolic ribosome assembly
Cellular component (GO): nucleolus; preribosome, large subunit precursor; cytosol
Molecular function (GO): ribosomal large subunit binding
Source: RefSeq, a predicted model, not a curated record
AACUGAUGACGUAGUUCACACACGUGUUUCACAAGACCGUGAAAUUUAGGGAAUCGUGGUCACAUUUUGUAGUAAUUUUUGCAUUUUAUUCAGAAUCCAGCGGUCAAGCUUACCUUACAUCAAGAUGGCGUUUAGGACAAUGUUUCAAGGCAACAAUGAGAUAGGAGUUUUCGCCAGAUUGACGAAUGCUUACUGUUUGGUGGGCAUGGGAGCUUCACAAAAUUUCUACAGUGUGUUCGAAGGAGAGUUGUCUGAAGUGAUACCCGUCGUUCACACAUCGAUUGGCAGCUGCCGGAUCAUUGGCACGUUAUGUGUUGGCAACAGACAUGGUCUUAUUGUCCCAAGCUCCACCCAAGAUCAAGAACUACAACACAUCAGGAAUGCGCUUCCAGACUCCAUCAAAAUACGCAGGGUUGAGGAGAGACUAUCAGCACUAGGAAAUGUCAUUUGUUGUAAUGAUUAUGUGGCUUUAGUACACCCAGACUUAGAUAAGGAAACAGAAGAAAUCAUAUCUGAUGUGUUAAAAGUGGAGGUUUUCCGACAGACGAUAGCAACUAAUGUAUUAGUAGGCAGCUAUUGCGCAAUCAGUAAUCAGGGAGGACUGGUUCACCCUGAAACACCUGUUGAAGAUCAAGAUGAAUUAUCAUCAUUACUACAAAUUCCUUUAGUGGCUGGGACCGUCAACCGAGGUAGUCCUGUGGUCGGCGGUGGAAUGGUUGUGAACGAUUGGGCCGCAUUCUGUGGACACGACACCACGAGUACGGAGAUGUCAGUCGUUGAGAGCGUGUUCAAGCUUGGAGGAGCACAACCGAGCAAGAUCUCGACCGACAUGAGGGAAACAUUAAUUGAAAGCAUGACGUAAUUAAGAUGAGAAGAUGAAAAGGACGACGAUAAAACUAAAGCAGAGAUGUGGCAAACAGAAAAAGACAUUUGGGCAUGAUGAAUGGGGUUUAUGUGCAGAAUGCAUUUCUAAGAAUCAAUCCUAUUGACGUGAAAUUGUUGUUUUCAUUUUGAGCAAUGAGUUUUUGAAAAUCGAAGUACAGGUUUAUUGUUGGGUCGUCCGAAACUGGGACUAUAUCAUACCAAGAUCAUAUCUCACUGGAUCCAUUUCCAUGCAGUCCCCUGACCAAUGUACUGCCAAGGUUGGGCCGAAGACCAUCCACCUUUAUUGCUGCCACAAAGUUCUGUAAUGAUGUAUUCGAUUCAUUACGUUGGCAUCUUAAAGGCUUAGACUGCCCAAAUGUACAAUAAACAGACCUCCUUCCUGAAAAGGACAGGAUGUCUCAAGUCAAUAACCUAGACAUGUACUAGGAAUAAGGUAUUACCGUUCCGGCAAAAAAUGUAUUUUAUUAGUUUUUUUUGUGCAUUUAUUGCCUGUAGUGUUCAGUUUAUGAAGUCCCCGACCACCGUUUUUGCUCCCGUCUUGCAGUAGAUACCUAUGGUAUGGGGCUCCCCAGCCUCGGUCAUCUGAGGGUUCUUCUAAAAUCAUUAAUGAAUGAGUAAACUGUGCUUUUGUAAAUAAAAACAAUU